UGUGCUGUAUUGAGAGGCACCUCCCUGCAGGCUGUCAUGGCGGUUUGACGUAUGGACGUCGCCAUAAUAGCGAUGGACGUCAAACAGUCUAUGACCCGGAACGAAAACAAAGUUUAACCCGGAAUGGGAGUUUUUUUUUCUCGGAGGCGGAGAUUUACUUUCUUCCAAGCACUAGUUUUCGACACGCGAGUAUUAUUCAACAUGGCGGAGAAUACGAAGAUGCACGUGUCAAUUCUGGAGAAGGAUGGCUGCUUGGAGCAAAGGCAGUUGGCGUUUGGGUUUGGGUGUCCACUUUGCCCCAAUUUCAAGGUUGUAGCUGAAGGGGUGAUCCAAAGGCACUUGGGAAACCACAUUACAAAUGGAGUACAUUUCCAGGAUUACAUAAUCUGCAGGUGCAAUUUGCCUUGUAGAGCAGUAGGCCACUUUCAUUGUCCUUUUUGUUUCAAGACAAUCACUCGCAAGGAACAUAUGACGUCACAUCUGAGACUGUGUCCAAAAAAAAGUACAGUGGUUCAACCCAUGCCGUUAGCAUCCUGUAAGCCAAUUUCACAGGAAAGUCAAUCCUUAAAAGAAAAUAUGGUGUAUUCAGAGCACUCGUACUUCCUGGCAAUCCCUGAGAUCUCACAAGAUUCUGACCACUCCUAUGCACAACCUGAAUCACCCAAGACCCCCGCAUUUGCCACAGAUAUUGAUCAGUCUAAUCCAGCUUCCACCCCAAACCGCUCUCUUAUUCCAGAAGACUUUAAUCCUCAACAUAAGGAUUUCAGCCCUCAAGAAGAAAACUUGACUCCUCAACAGAAAAAUGUCACCCCUCAAGAAGAAAACUUGACUCCUCAACAGAAAAAUGUCACCCCUCAAGAAGAAAACUUGACUCCUCAACAGAAAAAUGUCACUCCUCAAGAGGUAGUCUUCAUCCCUGAAGAGAAAGGCUUGACUCUUCAAAAGGAAGACUUCACUCUUCCAUCAACCCAUAUAAAGUGUCCUCACUGCCCAUUGAGCUUAUACAAACAGAAUUUGGCUGUACACAUCAAGAGAAUGCAUACCCAACUGGAGGAUGUUACAGCAAGCUCCCACUUAAAAACUGUCUGUGUUGACCAAAUCAAUGGGAUUUAUGCUGUCAGGAAAACAUCUCAUGGUUUCAGUGUGCCAGUACAUGUGCAACGUAAGACAUGGGGUCAAGAUCAACACACUAAAUGUGAAUUGGAGGAUUGUCGUCAAUAUCACUUGCUUGCCCGACGCAGCGGACUGCCUCACAGCAUGUGCCAUCACGUUCGAUCUGUGGACUACUGUAGUGCCACAGCCACUGGAGAGCCACUACAACAACAAGUUUUGGAUGAAAUGGUGGAAAACCAUUUUUUUGGCCUCUCCAAGGUAAAUGUGUGCAAAAAAAGGCAAAGAGAAUCAGAGGAAGCGCACGUUCCACUGUCAGUUUUCGUGAAUCUUAGUGAUUCUAAAAAUAACAUCUGCUUUUCAAUUUAUGAACCCAAGUUACACCAUUACAGCACUCUGGGCAGGGUCAUAGUCACCCACAACACAAAGAAGAACAGCUGGCAUUGUCCCUGUGCAAAGGCACGCACAUCUUGUACACACAAGAGCAUCGCCAAGUGGCACCUUUUUCAAACGCACAAGCACCUUUUUGUGACUACACCACUUUCAAAUACAACAUCACAGUCAACUCCCCAUCCCAGUCAUUCUCCCACAACUGAUUUGGCAAGAAUUGUGAAGUAUGUAUUUGAAUUCAAAAAAAUACCUGCCACUCUACCAGAAGAAGUCACAGCUCAGAGAGCUCUGCCAGACUACAGGAAGCAUUUGCUCCCAGAUGAAUCAACCUGUCGGCUGUGUCCAGACCAUCCAGAACUUCAGGAGGCCACAUUAGUUACAAACAAAGCCAGAAUUGUUGGCAUGCAAGGCGUGAUUCAAAAUGUCUCAACAUACAAGAAACGUUGCCCCAGUUGCAAGUUGUUCUAUCGAUAUCAGGAGUGGAGAGAUGGACUUCACAACUUUAACGACCAUGUCAUUAUUACUCUUCAGCUUUGUGUGUACUUGAGACACAAUCUCCAGAAUCACGUAUCUGUGUCUCGGGUUAUUAACUCUCUUGAGAGUUUAUUGAGGGUUGAGUUCCCAGCCACCGACCUCAUCUUUCAGGGGUACUGCCAUUUUGAGGCCCUUUCCAACACAGAGUACACAUACUCUUGUGUUAAUUGUGGCUUCUACCCUCCUGUUGUUGUAAUGGACCUACACAGAAAAGGAGUGUUCAGCUUUGAAGUCAGUGAACUGGAACAACCAGGCAGUGAAUUCCAUGGUGAGCACAACAUAGUCUCAUUCUGGGAAUCUGUUCAUCUGCACAUGAUCAGCCGAGGAUUUUUCAAGCUCCCUUCACAGAACCCGUUUGUUGUUAGCCCUUCAUACGAGAACUGGGCACCCUGGAUUGGAGUGGAGACUCGUAGUGGCAACACCGUCUUAAACACAGAGUUCCAGAAGGUGCCACAGCAGAGAUCUACUGGUGAACCUCAGCUGGACAAUGUGACGGAGGACCGCCUUGUUGAUGAGCUACUUAAACAAAAGCUAUCAACUAUUCGAAAACUUUGCAAAAGUUGCAACAUGGACACAAAGGGGUCACGAAUGGACCUGAUUAACCGGCUGCGAGGGGAGAUGAAAAGCAGGCAGACCUAUGACAAGGUCUUUCAAUCAGUUUGGGGAGCCUCUGGUGGCUGGUCUGUCAUAAUGUGUCCCCAUGGCAUUGUGUACAGUGUCAAGUUCAACUUGAGAGCAGAAAGCCCAAGGGAUUAUGCAGACCUCCUAUUGUCAUGGAAGCACUUACCAAAUGUCUGCAUUUAUGACUUUGCCCGUGGAUUGGUGGCCCAUGCCAACCUCAGAUUUCCAGAAACCCCCCCAUUCCAACCUUUUGAGGGAAGGCUUGCUGAGCCAACAUCAAAUAAUGUUGAGGCUGCUUCCCAUGGCAACCUUAAAGUUCAGCUACCUUGGCUGCUUGAAAAGCUCCCAGACUCAGAGGAAUACGGUCAUCCCGUAACAGGCUCCAGCAAACAUUUUGUCCUGUAUGAUAAAUUUCAUCAGGACAAUACCAAAGACCCACUGGAUGUCCUGAGAAGGAUCGACAUUGUUCCUGAACUGCAAGGAACUUUAAACAGCCAAGUUGCGGAGCAACUGUUUGCCUGUCUGAGGAAGAACAACUACUUCCUCAACAACAUGGGACCUUCUGCUCACAUCUUUCUGAUGCGAAACAUCAUAGAGCACAGAAAUGUGAAUCUAAACGAAAAAAUGAUUAAAAGACAGUUGAGAAGAGGUGUUCAACAAAUGAAAACGAUGACACAGUCACCCUUGGGCCAAGUGAUACUGGGUCAGGAAACAUCCCACGAUACACAAAGUCUGGCCAAGGAAACCAAUCCAAAGACCCAGUGUCAAGUGGAAUCUGAUGUUGCCACUCCUGAAACAGUUUCACUUCAGUCCGACGAAGAAAGACUCCAUUGCGGGCCCCAUUGUGCAAGUCUGACAGAGUUGGACAAUGUGGAAGCUGAGCGCUCCUGCUGGUCAUUUGACAUCCAUCAAAAUCAAGAGCAAGUGCUUCAGUACAUCUUGGAUACAAGGAGCCCAGGAAACGAACUCCUUGUUCAAACAGAAAGGCAAACAUGCCUUACACGGUCGGACUUCUUGACCCUUGGCCUGAGGCGAGAAGUGGAGUCAACCAUUCUGAACGCCUGUUUUGAAAUGAUGGAAAGGAUUGCUCUUUCAAAGGGAAAGGAUGUCUACACUGUAGACCUGUACGUCUCUCCAACCUGGCUACCACCAAUGAAUGUUGAUCCGAUGGCAAGUCUACCUAGUCAAGCCCAUCUGAAGGAUUUUAUCUUAUUCCCUCUGUGGACACCUGGACAUUUCCAGAUCUGUGUCAUCAAGCCAGAGCAGAAAGAGAUUCUCUUUCUAGACUCCCUCUAUGCUCAAACCAACUUGGGAUUUAGAGCCCAGCAGUUCAUCCCACUCUUGAGGGCUGUUGCACUGAAAAUAUGUCCAGGUGCAUGGACAGAGUUGACGGGCAAGGAUUUAGUGGGCUUCCCAAAGCAAGAUUCUGGGGUAGACUGUGGGGUUUUCAUGCUAAUGGCUGCGCUGUAUAUUGUGCUGGGGGAAAAUUUUGACUACUCCAUUCAUGACAUGCCAGUUUUGCGGAGGUGGUGGUGCCUGCUGUUGUUGGAAAACAACUCUUUAAACGGUUAUGGACAGCUCUUUGCACACUGGACAACAGAGUGCCAGGACCUCCUUGAUGGGAAGCACGCCCCAGUUAUCAGGCUGAAGAGGAAGCGUGUUCAAAACCCUGAGACAGAACGUGUGUGCAUGGCUGACCCGCUGAAGUUCUGUAUUUUUCAAACUUCAAAAAAAAAAACACAGGACAAAGACUCCUGUACCCAGAUGUUGAACCUCUUCAGUGGUUGCAGUGCCAAACCUGCAGCGGAUGGCUUCACCAGGACUGCGCUGGAGACUGGAGACUACAGCAAAGUCUUGGAAAAUGAAUCCUUCGACUGUGGAUGCACAGAUUUGCCUGACAGCACUGGGUUUGGGAAGUCUGUGGAAGAGGAAGACAUUCUGUCGCUCUUUCCUGCUGAUAUGAUCAAGGCACUGCAUGAGGACCUGACCACAGGGAAACUGCGCUCCAAUAGGAUGUACCUGUGGCAGAACCCAAUGUCCUCAUUAACCUUGAAACAAGAUUUGAAGCUGAGGACCCUAAACUUGAGUGACCAGCGGAUUUUUCAGCUACUGAGGACCAUUGAGGAGGCCACAGGAGUCGGGUCCUUAAUCCGACAAGGGGAGAUCCAGCUCCUGGAUUACGUUUUUGAUGUCAUGCUCCCAGAAAUCCUGAUAAGCAUCCUGAUUAACAAGGGAAAGACCAGGCUGCAGGCGGAGAUUCUGCUGCCAAAGGAGGGAUUUUUUAAAUAUGUUGCAUUUAUUUUGUUAUUGUUCUGUUGUUUAAGAGUUGGGUGUUCAAUUUUACUUUUUAUAAAUGUUGAAAUGUUGUUGUUUGAUUUUUAAUUACUUACAAAUAAA
Oryzias melastigma (Indian medaka) is the source of this 5052-nucleotide messenger RNA. RefSeq lists its product as uncharacterized. The transcript is spliced from 27 exons. Gene Ontology annotation, molecular function: cysteine-type peptidase activity. Gene Ontology annotation, biological process: proteolysis. The coding region runs from base 124 to 5037 and encodes 1637 amino acids. NCBI's taxonomy places the organism in Eukaryota, Metazoa, Chordata, Actinopteri, Beloniformes, Adrianichthyidae. The record is from RefSeq and is a predicted model, not a curated record.